Glossina fuscipes is the source of this 2622-nucleotide messenger RNA. It is a transcript of the gene Pits, whose product is annotated as interferon regulatory factor 2-binding protein-like A. Gene Ontology annotation, cellular component: nucleus. NCBI's taxonomy places the organism in Eukaryota, Metazoa, Arthropoda, Insecta, Diptera, Glossinidae. Gene Ontology annotation, molecular function: transcription corepressor activity. The transcript has 5 exons. Gene Ontology annotation, biological process: regulation of transcription by RNA polymerase II. The record is from RefSeq and is a predicted model, not a curated record. The coding region runs from base 772 to 2535 and encodes 587 amino acids.
AAGAAAUUCAUUUGUUCACAUAUAAUUUUUCUUAAGUCUCGGUUGUGUAUUUGUUGUAUGUGUUGUUUUGUUGUGUGUAUUCAGCGCGCGUACUCCAGUUUAUAUAAUUAUUGUGCGUAUAUGUGUGUAGUUAUGUAUCCGUGCUUUCGCAAUUGUAUGUGUAUGUAAUAUAAAUAAUUUUUGAAUAAAAAAUCGAUAAAGGACUAUUUGAGAAGAACAUUUAAACACGCACAGCCAACAACGGCAUAAGAUACAUAUAUACAUAUAUAAAAUUUGUGUAUGUAUACGUGUGAAAAUUUACUCAGAUGUAUACACACAACGCAGUGGACUUGUAACGGACAACGGCCUCAUGCUUGGCACUAGUUUGUAUUUAACAUUCAGUGAGUUUGGUUGCUAGAUACGCGAGCGUCUUGUCUGUAUUCCAUCACUACGCCACCAAAUUGCUAUCUUAAAUUCUGCCAAAUAUUAAAAAGCAAUCAGAGAGAGAAAGAGAGAGAGAGAGAGGAGUGUUUAUGCAAAGAAUGGUUGAGCAUCAUCAUGCAAUGCUUAAUGAUAUAUUCAAAGUUCGUUAAGCCAGAAAGCAAACAAAUUGUGUAAUUUUUACAUUCGAAAAUUAAAAAUACAUAUUUUUCAAAUGGAAAGAGGCAUCUUGUGAAGAAAAAAGUCGUCUACUGUGGUAGUUUUACCAAAGAAUCAAUAUAGAAGUAGAAAACCUCCCCUCUAUAAAAAAUCCGGGGCUUGGUACUUAGUUAGCGUACCGCUACUAUCGACAUGUCUUUGCAAACGAAACGCCAACACUGUUAUUUAUGCGAUUUGCCGCGUAUGCCAUGGGCCAUGAUCAACGAUUUUUCAGAGGCGGUGUGCCGGGGUUGUGUAAAUUAUGAAGGAGCAGAUCGUAUAGAGCUUGUGUUGGAUGCAGCCCGCCAAAUGAAACGAUUGCAUCAGGCUGCUAAGCGUAGCCAUGAAAAUGGCGAAGUUUCACAGCAAAGUGGCAGUCAACCGCAACCACAAAGUCAGCACCGGAGUGCCGGUCCUAUUGGUGUGGGUGUGGCGGGUCAACAACAGCAUCAUCACACUUAUCCAACACAGAGGAUCGGACCGCCGCAGACUAGCCUAAUGGAUUUCCCAGUGAAAAUGGAAGCCCACGAUGCCAGUGUACGCCCGGUGCGUAUUUCACACAUGGCUCCGCAUCAUAUGUCUAUGUCCAAUAGAGCUGUGGCUGCGGCAGCUGCCGCCGGCUCUAGCGUUAGUCCCGCACAAGUCGGUGGUCCGGUACCACCGACUUUAUCAGUAAAUUUGAAGCGUCCACCUUCCGAGGAGGACGAUCACGGUCAUACAGAUGGUAGCGGACCUUCUGGCAUUAAACGUUCUGCAAUCGAUGAUCCUACACAACGACCACCACUUACACGAGGCGAAUCUCUACCGGCAGCUGUCUCCUUUGUUUCGGAGCGUUCCUCGGGCUUGCGGGACAAACAUCAACCAGUAAGAGCACCAUCAUUUGAUGCCUCAACUUUUAAACCUGCUGUAUUCCCAACAAUACCAAUUCCGGCCAUUGCGUUAGGCAAUUCAACGCCUCCAAUCCACCACCACCACCACAACAACAACAACAACAACAACCACCACCAACAUCAAAACCAUCAUCAUCACCACCACCACCACCAACAACAACAACAACUACCACAACCACAACAGCUACCCCAACAGUCUAUAACAGUACAACCUCAAUUAAAUCUGUCACAAUUAUCAACAACAACAACAACGACAACAGCAACAGUAGCGACCCAGAAUAGCCACAAUAACAACAACAAUUGUUCAAUAACACAAUUAUCACAAAGUCCGAUGGCUAAUCUAAUGUCCAUUACAGAGACACUGCCACCGGGCAGUCCACGUAACGGCCCAAGUCCACCGGGACCACCACCUCCCCGUACCGCAUCAAGAGGCAGUCAACAUUCGCCUAAUAGUUCGGCUGGCUCUUCUUCAGGCCGUCGAUCGUCAGGGUCGCGUCAUGUUUCGAGUACUACCGUAACCAGCUCAGAGGUUCAAGUAAACCAGCCACUAAAUGUGGGACAGGUGACAGCUGGUGGAUCAGUAAAUGCUACCGGUAUUAGUAGUAAUGCGGCAGCUUCAGCCGGUGGUCCUUUAACCGUUAAUGCCGACAACGUUAGCAAUCCUGCAGCGAACAGUACGCCUGGUCAACCAACGCCAGGCCUUAGCAGUUCAGCCAGUGUUCCUCCCGGAUCAACAGCCGCUGCACCCAAUUCCGGACAGAAUACCACCCUAAAAUGUACACUCUGCCAAGAACGUUUAGAGGACACGCACUUUGUACAGUGCCCUUCCGUUAAUCAUCAUAAAUUUUGUUUUCCCUGCAGUCGAGAGAGUAUCAAACGACAAAAUGGUCUUGGAAAUGAGGUCUAUUGUCCAAGUGGCGAUCGUUGUCCAUUGGCCAACAGCACUAUACCAUGGGCAUUUAUGCAGGGCGAAAUUAGCACCAUUUUGGGUGAAGAAGUAAAGGUGAAGAAAGAGCGCGAAUCUUAAUGAUCAUAUUAUUGCAAAAAGCUUAGACGAGCUUUGGGCAAUUUUGAAAACAAUUAAAAAAAAAAAAAAAAAAAAAAAAAAAAAAAA